This is a messenger RNA of Branchiostoma floridae (Florida lancelet), 2034 nucleotides long. Its product is annotated as inositol polyphosphate multikinase-like. Gene Ontology annotation, cellular component: nucleus; cytoplasm. Bases 585 to 1952 code for a protein of 455 amino acids. The record is from RefSeq and is a predicted model, not a curated record. Gene Ontology annotation, molecular function: inositol-1,4,5-trisphosphate 3-kinase activity; inositol tetrakisphosphate kinase activity. Gene Ontology annotation, biological process: inositol phosphate biosynthetic process. The transcript is spliced from 6 exons. NCBI's taxonomy places the organism in Eukaryota, Metazoa, Chordata, Leptocardii, Amphioxiformes, Branchiostomatidae.
UAUUUGUUUGUUUAUUUAUUUAUUUGUUUGAACCUUUAUUUAUUCAAGAAGCUAAAUGAGGUACGGCAGCGGAACUUCCAGUUUUCAUAUUUCGUGUCCUGGACAUGCUAUGGUCAUGAUUUUUGGGUAGUUCUUGAGUGGCAUAGUCUGGGUCCAUUAUAAGCAGCUAGUUCUGGAAUUGCAGUCUGGGUUUUGGCGUGGAUUUCUUUUUGUCAUCAUACAAGUUUGGCUGGCGGCCCAAAAGAGAAAAACCGGCAAAAAAAACGUAUAAAAAGACGUCAAAAUCAAGCCAACACGCCUGCUUGGAGAGUAGUAACGCUACAUCCUUUCAACUGUGUGUUUUAGCUACUCUUAACAUUUACAUAAGUCCCUUUUCUUAGGGAUGAAAUGAAUAUAGUGGAGGCAAAGAUAUAAACCGUGACUAAAAAAAACUCUCAACAACAGAAAGACGCAGCAAAAGUACAUGCAAAUCUAUCAAACCUGUCAAACCGGUUUUCUUAAUUCCAAAUUCCUGUUGUCGACAUGCCAUUACGAUUGCCCUGCUGUAGACUGUAGCCUGUGAGGAAGGAGACAGGUAUCGUGGCAUGGCUGUGAGCAGUGAGACGCCCUGGAAAAACCAACUUGACCUUGGAAAUGCGAGGAAAACUCCGGACAAAAGCAGAGCAGGUGAAGGGGUGUGUACCCCUCCCCUGCCCCGGCGGUGCCGCCCGCUCGAACACCAAGUCGCCGGGCACCGAUAUGGACAGGGGAAGACUAAGAAAGGCAUGUUACAACACGAUGAUGGGACAGUACUGAAGGCCCUCCAGCCGCCGCCCCUUGGGCAGAGAGAACUCGGGUUCUACCAGAAGAUUUUUCAGGAGGAGAGCACCAACAGUCAGGACCUUCUCACCUUGAGACAGUUCAUGCCAAAGUACCUGGGCAAGUUCGUUCCUGAGGACGACCAAUCACAGGUUUUUAUCAGGCUGGAGGACAUCACCAGAAAGUUCCGCCAGCCCUGUAUUCUGGAUGUCAAGGUGGGAAGAAGAAGACGCCCUGAUUUUAACCCCAAGCGAGAGAAGACGAGAUAUCCACCUCUUGACCUUCUGGGGUUUCAACUAAUGGGAAUGAGGAUCUAUAAGAGGAAAACAGGUGAGGUGGCGUGCUAUGACAAGGAAUACGGGAGAAGCCUUGAUGAAAACCAUGUCGGCAUUGGUCUGACUAAAUACCUGACCAUGGACGGGACCUGUCCGCUGCAAGUCCGAGUGUUACAGGCCAUCUUGUGUCGUCUGGAUAAAAUCAAACAGUUCAUCAAGACUCAGUCUCAGAUCUGCCUCUUCUCAAGCUCUCUCCUCAUCGUUUACGAGGGAGAGCCAGAGAAAGCCAUAGAGAAACCCACAUUCAACUCCCCUAAGAACAGCACAGAAUACUCCACACAUAAACUCCUAACAGGCACCAGCCGUUCGUUGUGCUCAGUCACUCUAGCAAGUGAUAACGUAUCUUUCAGUGAUCAAACGCACCACUUGUCUAAUUCUGAGGUAUCACAUUCCAAGGGAGAUAAAAAUGUUGCAGACGUUUCUAGAGAACGAGUUUUGGUACCGAGACUAGGGCAAAUUCUGUCACAAGAUAUCUUUGGUUCGGUGCAGGAGGUGGCAAAGGCAAAGGCAAAGAGUGUCAACGGAUCACAUACACACGAGUCCAGUCAAGGGGUUAAUGGCAAUCCAAAGUCACUCGAACAAGCUUUCACAGCCACAGGUCACUCAGGUUCACCGAGAGACAUGGCUUAUAGAUCAACACCGGUAGAGGAUGGGUUAUCCCGUCCAAUCAGGAAUGGUGAGACAGACUGUAUAUCUCAGGCUAUGAUAGAUGUGAGAAUGAUUGACUUUGCCCACGUGUAUCCGUCGGACCAUAUUGAUGAGAACUACCUUUAUGGUAUAAAGAACUUGAUAAGCUAUCUAGAAAAGAUAGCUUCGUGAUCAAUACAAACAUGUCUGAAAGUCUCACGUUAGCAGAGAAAGAAUAUUGUAGCAUUUGCCAAUAAAUCAUGUAAAUGAGGCC